AUGCUCUCGCUCUCCCCUUCGUCCCCACCGCCUCUUACUCCUCGGCGCGCCACCACCGCUCCCGUACCCGUCAGCCUCCUCCGCGGGGCCGCGGACCGGCGGGAUGCGCAGCUCACCUCCGCGCUCCACGCCGCCCUCCUCAAGUCCGGGGCGCUCGACCCUCCCCAGCCUCUCACCGCGUCGAACUCUCUCCUUCACGCCUACCUCCAAUGCGGCCUCCUCCCCGACGCGCUCCGCCUGCUCGACGAAAUGCCCCGCCGCGACGCCGCCACCUGCGCCUCCCUCGUGUCCGCUCACUGUCGCCUCGGCGCGCCCCUGGACGCCGUCCGCGCCUAUGUGGACAUGCUGACCCAUGAUGCCGACGAGGACGGUGGCCUCCGCCCCAACGAGUUCACGGCGGCCGCUCUCCUGCAGGCUUGUGGGCUGGCGAGGGACGCGAGGCUGGGAAGGAUGGUGCAUGGCCACCUCGUGGCGAGUGGGUUUUGCAGUGACUCGUUUGUGGUUGGCUCGUUGGUCAAUAUGUACGCCAAGGUUGGGGAUGUGGUGAGCGCAGAAGAGCUGCUUCUUGGAUUGGAUUUCAGGGAUGUAGUUUCUUGGACUGCGCUGGUUUCAGGUUGCGUGCUUAAUGGGAUGCUAGCAGAGGCUCUCGACGUGUUCGUGAUGAUGCUGGAGGAUAAUGUCCUACCCAACAACGUUACAAUGCUGAGUAUUAUUCAGGCGUGCUCUUUGAUGGGGGAGUCAGGAUUGUUCAGUUCAUUGCACGCGCUUGUUGUUCUGUUGGGGCUCAAGAACGAUGUGUCAGUUGUGGAUUCUCUCAUCGUGAUGUACGCUAAGAAUGAAUUUGUUGAGGAGGCCACAGGUCUUUUUAAGGAUUUGUACCUGAGAAGAGGAAAUGUAUGCUCUAAUGCUGAUGUUCUUUCUGCGCUUCUUUAUGGCUGUACUGUUUCAGGAUCCUUGAAGUAUGGGAAGGGAAUCCAUGCACGCUUGAUUAAAACAAAUGCUUUCCCAAGCGUUAGCAUUGAGAACUGCCUGAUGGGCAUGUAUGCUAGAUUUGAGCAAGUUGAUGCAGCAUAUGUGGUGUUCAAAGGCAUGAAAGAUAAGGAUAUUGUUUCGUGGAACACCUUGAUCUCAUGUCUGGCAAAGAAUGAUAAUGUGAAUGAAGCCGUGGAGCUUUUCAGCAUCCUUCAUGGUGGUGGUGGGCUUAUGCCUGAUGUUGUCACGGUCUUGAGCAUAGUACAGGCAUGUUCUAAUGCUGGAUUACUGCAGCAAGGGCAGAUGUUCCAUGGAUACAUUAUAAAAUCUGGAUCUCUUUAUGAUGUUUCAAUCUGUAAUGCUCUGAUUAGCAUGUAUGCUAAGUUGGGAAGAAUUGAUUUCUCUCAGCAGAUAUUUGAGCGGAUGGAUGUUAAGGACAUUGUUUCAUGGAACUCAAUGAUCAAUGCCUAUGGGAUGCAUGGCGAUGGCCUAUCAUCUCUAAGAAUUUUUAAUGAGCUGCAGAAUGAUGGAACACAUUCACCCAAUGCUAUCACAUUUACCAGUUUGAUAUCGGCUUGCAGUCACUCUGGUUUGGUUUCAGAAGGCUACAGAUGCUUUGAAAGCAUGAAAAAUGAGCAUGGAAUUGAACCUAGCAUGGAUCAUUAUGCUUCUGUAGUUGAUCUGCUUGGAAGAUCUGGGAGAUUUGCUGUGGCAGAGCAAUUUAUCAGGGACAUGCCUCUUUAUCCCGACUCAUCCAUUUGGGGACCUCUUCUGGCUGCUUGCUGUCUGUAUGGGAACGUUGAUCUUGCAGAAAAGACUGCUAAAGAAUUGUCAGUCUUGGAACCGGAGAGUGACAUAUGGAGAGUCUCCUUGUCAAAUAUCUAUGCCUCGGUUGGGAGAUGGAAAGACUCUGCAAAGGUCAGGACUGAAAUGAAGAGAAUUGGCUUGAAAAAGGAGACCGGGUGGAGUUUUGUCGAUGUAGGAGGGGUUGAAGGUUUUAAGUUUGUGGUAGCUGAUACAAGGCAUCGUGACUCUGAGCAAAUAUAUGCAGCAUUGUACAGUAUGAACAAACACAUGGCAGAUGUAGCUGGUGAUGUUCAUCAAUCGAGUAUAGUGAGUGUAAUUAGUUGA
Oryza brachyantha (malo sina) is the source of this 2103-nucleotide messenger RNA. RefSeq names its product putative pentatricopeptide repeat-containing protein At3g01580. The coding region runs from base 1 to 2103 and encodes 700 amino acids. The transcript has a single exon. Gene Ontology annotation, biological process: RNA modification. The record is from RefSeq and is a predicted model, not a curated record. NCBI's taxonomy places the organism in Eukaryota, Viridiplantae, Streptophyta, Magnoliopsida, Poales, Poaceae. Gene Ontology annotation, molecular function: RNA binding; protein binding.